GUUCUGGAUGGCGUAGCAACGAUUGGGCGUACACCAGUGAAAUAUCUAUCGGGAACGUCGAUUAUUACUGCUCCAACGGAUGCGCUUAUCGCUUUCGCAAACUUAACUGAUUUGGUACGUUUUUUGUACAUUUUGGAGUUAGUUGAGGAAAUGAAGAUGAGUUUAGUUGAAUAA
This is a messenger RNA of Gongylonema pulchrum, 174 nucleotides long. The record is from the annotation of a GenBank genome assembly. NCBI's taxonomy places the organism in Eukaryota, Metazoa, Nematoda, Chromadorea, Rhabditida, Gongylonematidae.